UGGUUCGAACCGUGUUUUGGGAACUAUAAUACUCAAUUCCCUAUAUAUAUCUCUAGGGGUAAUAAGAAUUAAAAAAUUUUUUUUUACAGAAGUGUACUAUUUUUAUUUGAAGAAGGUGCUACUAAUUAACCUUUCUCCUUCUUUAUAUAUAUCUGAAAAUGGCUUGUCUUGUAGUGCUUCAAUUGGGCGAAAACAAUGGUGCAAGAAUUGCCAUGUGGUGAUACUCACUCCUGGUAUUCAAUUAUAUAAGUGUGAUUCAAUAGGCUCCGGCUUUUCCUGAUUCUGAAACACAAGAAAGGCAAAAAAAAAAGAAAAGAAAAAUCAGACAGUAUUUAUUGAUGAUGAAGAGCAAAGCCAAAGACAGCGAGAGACACAGAGGCUAUAUCAGAGGCUAAAGGGAUAUUGGAACAAGCUUGAGGUACGUAACGUUAAACAAAAGAAAAAAAGGCUAAGUUAACUUUUUGUGUUAGCAAUGGAGUCUCCAAGAAUCCAUGGAGGUACUGAGGAGAAGACUAGUUGUGAAUCAGGAUGGACUAUGUACAUAGAAGACACUUUCCAUGGUAACCAUCAUCGCUCUGAUGUUGUCUACCAAGACUAUGAUGAAGAUGGUGACGAUGGGGAUUUCCGAGUAAAAGAUGAUGGUGAAGAUGGUGGUGAUGAUGAUGACGAUGAUGAUGAUAGUAGUGACAAUAGGAGCGAUGACUCGAUGACCUCUGAUGCAUCCUCAUGGCCUAGCACUCAGCUUCCAAGAAACACCAAGAAUCAUGCAGCAGCUGCAAAGAAUAGUAAUGCCAAACAAGUCAAUCACCAGACAAAGAAUAGAGCUUGUGAGAAAUUCAGCGACCAAGAAGAGGAAUCUGAGCUCAAGGCUAGAACAAGAACCACUGCAAAUAGUCGUGUUCAAAGUAGAGGCAAGGUGAGCAAAACCAAAUAAGACUCAUACUUCUUUUAAUAAUUUCUAUUGCAAUCCCAAUGUUUCUCUUUUGUCUCAAUGAAAAAGAAAAGAACAAGUAGUGUAUUUACCAUCAUUUGAGGAUGCUUUGCUUUCUUUAACGGGAUUAUGUUUUUGCUUAAAGCAAACUCCGUUCAUGUAACUUAUCCGUGUGGUUAAUCAUUGUAGCUAUGCUAAUAAUAUCUACCUUUUCCACAUA
Messenger RNA from Eutrema salsugineum, 1151 nucleotides. Its product is annotated as pheromone-processing carboxypeptidase KEX1. The record is from RefSeq and is a predicted model, not a curated record. The coding region runs from base 473 to 934 and encodes 153 amino acids. The transcript has a single exon. NCBI's taxonomy places the organism in Eukaryota, Viridiplantae, Streptophyta, Magnoliopsida, Brassicales, Brassicaceae. Gene Ontology annotation, biological process: cytokinin biosynthetic process.